Arthroderma uncinatum is the source of this 696-nucleotide messenger RNA. RefSeq lists its product as uncharacterized. The record is from RefSeq and is a predicted model, not a curated record. The transcript has 3 exons. The coding region runs from base 1 to 696 and encodes 231 amino acids. Lineage: Eukaryota; Fungi; Ascomycota; Eurotiomycetes; Onygenales; Arthrodermataceae.
AUGUUUUUGAAAACGCUCCUCGUACUUUCCCUGACUGUCCUCACUGGCUCAUGGGCUCUGGAACGGCGAGAGGGUAGCGAGUGUCCUACCCGUGCCCUAGAUCAAGACAUCAACUGUAACAAUACGGCGCCGUUUGCCCGCGAAUGGGUUGGGUGUGAUAUUGUCAGGUCCGAUUCAUGGAAUGCAGAUGUUGCUGCCGGACUUGACUGUGUUCGUGAUCAAUUUUGCGAUAGGCUACCCCCUUUCCAUGCCGUUAUGGCUCUUUGCGAAGCCUGUCUGACGGAAUGUGCACCUUUGUCUGCCGCUGAAAAGAAUAGCAUACGCAACACGAUGUCCAUAUGCACGUUGAGUUAUACCAGCUGGGAUGCCAUGGAGGCAAGCUCAGCACUCGAAUAUGCCAGGACUUUUAUCCCAUCGACCUGGCAAAAGGCGCCAGUAACGGUGACACUAGGUGGCGAAACGCAUAUUAUACACCCGGAUAGUGACUCUACAUCAGAAACGGCCCCCAUCGCCACAAGUGUUACAGCAUCAGCAUCAGCAUCGUCAACAGGCUCAAAUGGGUCCCUUACAAGCGUUGUCACCUCUCGCACAAACAUCGGUUUUAUCCCGCUGCCCACAAAGAAUGCGGCCAUGCACCUUCCCGUGUCUUACCAUGGAGCUAUCUUCGCCUUCGCGGCAAUGCUUUCAUUUUUCUAG